Messenger RNA from Mauremys mutica (yellowpond turtle), 5085 nucleotides. RefSeq names its product myelin associated glycoprotein (gene MAG). The record is from RefSeq and is a predicted model, not a curated record. The coding region runs from base 224 to 2104 and encodes 626 amino acids. The transcript has 11 exons. Lineage: Eukaryota; Metazoa; Chordata; Testudines; Geoemydidae.
UCGCCGGCUGCGGGAGGGGACGCCAGUGCCAGCGGCUGGCCUGGGAUGGGACGCUGCCCCUCUGAGAGCCAGCGGUGGGAUCCGUGAGUGGGAGGCUGGCGCCACACCGUGGGAGCUCUCUGCACCGGUGCUGGGAUUUUGCCACCUUCAUGCCGGAGUCGCCGAGGGGUUAGAAAACCAGGAGGACACUGAUAGUUCACACAACCUCGCCGCCCCUGAGAAGAUGAAGGCUGCUGGGGCUCUGCUCAUCUUGGGGAUCCUAUUUGGAGGCACCCUGGGUGGGCCGUGGAGCGCGUGGAUGCCGCAGACCAUUAUGGCCUUCGAGGGCACGUGCGUGGCCAUCCCGUGCCGCUUCGACUACCCGGACGAGCUGCGCCCCUCGGCCGUGCACGGCAUCUGGUACUUCAACAGCCCCUACCCCCGGAACUACCCGCCCGUGGUGUACAAGUCGCGCACCGGCAUCGUUCACGAGAGCUUCCAGGGCCGCUCCCGCCUGCUGGGCGACCUCCAGGCCCGCAACUGCACCCUGCAGCUCAGCCGGCUCAGCCCCGAGCUGGCGGGCAAGUACUUCUUCCGCGGGGACCUGGGCGGCUACAACCAGUACACGUACUCGGAGCACAGCAACCUGGAGAUCGUCGACAAACCCACCAUUGUGCCCCCGGCUGCGGUGGUGGUGGGGACGGAGGCGGAGCUGCGGUGCGUGGUGCCGGAUAACUGCCCCACCAUGAAGCCCGUGGUGAGCUGGUUGAACCACGAGGCGCUGGAGGAUCAGGCUGUCUUCGGCCAGCUGGAGGAGGAGAGCGGCACCUGGAGCCAGGUGUCCCUGCUGAAGUUCCAGCCCUCGCGGGAGAACGACGGGCACGAGCUGGGCUGCCAGGUCACCUACCCCAACACCACCUUCCUCUUCGAGGCCUUCGCCACCCUGGACGUCAAGUACGUGCCCCGGAUCCUGCAGGUGAACUCGUCCGUGGAGGUCACGGAGGGCUCGCCCGUGGUGCUGGUGUGCGUGGCGGACAGCAACCCCAUGGCCUUGCUGGCGUGGUUCAAGGAGGAGGCCGUGCUGCGGGAGGAGCCGUCCACCAACCUGACGCUGGAGCUGGACAACGUCACCCACGCGCAGGACGGGAUCUACACCUGCGUGGCCGAGAACGUGUACGGGCGGGUGAACCGCUCCCUGGCCCUCACCGUCAUGUACGCCCCGCGGAAGCCGUCGGUGAACUCCUCGGUGGUGGCGGUGGAGGGGGAGUCAGUGACUAUCCUGUGCACCACGGAGAGCAACCCUGAGCCCAUCAUCACCAUCUUCAAGGAGAAGCAGAUCGUGGCCACGGUGGUCUACGAGAGCGAGCUGCUGCUGGAGAUCCCCGCCGUGACCCACGAGGACGACGGGGAGUACUGGUGUGUGGCGGAGAACCAGUACGGCCAGCGCGGCUCCGCCUUCAACCUCACCGUGGAGUUUGCUCCCAUAAUCCUCAUGGAGUCAAAGUGCACAGCGGCUCGGGACACGGUGCAGUGCGUCUGCGCCGUGCUGGCCAAUCCGGAGCCCGUGAUCUCCUUCGAGCUGCCCACCCGGAACGUGACGGUCAACGAGACUGACCAGGAGUUCGUCUAUUCCCAGAAGACGGGCUACACGGUCACCAGCAUCCUGACGCUGCGCGGGGAGCCGGACUCGCAGCUCUUCGUUGUCUGCUCCGCCCGCAACCUGUACGGCACCAAGAACCAGCAGCUCCAGUUCCACCACUCCAACAAUCUGAUGUGGGCGAAGGUGGGGCCGGUGGGCGCCGUGGUGGCCUUUGUGAUUCUCAUUGCCGCCGUGUGUUACGUGAGUCAGACGCGGAAAAAGAAAAACGUGAAUGAAAACUCCAGUUUCGUGCAGCUGGAGCACCCGCCCGUGGCGUACAGCGGCGAGUACCGGCCCCCGGGGGCCCUGGACAAAUCCGAGUACGAGCGGCGCCCAGUCUCCGACAAACGCCUCCUGAACAAGCCCGAGGGCUCCCUGGACCUGAACGUGGACUACGCCAACAUCGACUUCACCAAACUGGCCACCAAGGACAGCUACACCCUGACGGAGGAGCUGGCGGAGUAUGCAGAGAUCCGGGUCAAGUGAGCGCCCCCGGCCCCCCCCCCCCAGUGACACGCCCUCUGCCACGGAAACCACACCCGCUAGAAUCAGGACCUGUCUGUGCCCCCAAAUCACCAGGCACGUCCCUGCCAUGGAAACCCCAUCUACCGGGAUCAACCCCAUGCAGAGUGCAGGUCCUGCCCCGCCCACUACUGGCAGGACACGCCCCCUGCCAUGGAAACCCCACCCACUGCCAUCAGGACCUCCGACUGAAUACAGCUGGGACAGGGACGGUCUCUUGCUGUGUGUCUGGGCAGUGCCCCAUAUCCUGAUGCCCCUUCUUUGACAGCCCUAUGGCUGGUUAUGUGGAUCUGGCCCUGCACUGGGACCCAGGAGACCUGCGGUUUAAAUCCCACCUGCGCUACAGAUUUUGUGCUACCUUGAAGUAUGUCCUAACCUCGCUGCGUGCCUCAGUUUCCCCACAAUCUCUUAAUUUCCCCUGUGCACAAUGUGGCUCAUAAUUCCCUCCCACCCCGGGCUUUUGUGAGGCUAAAUUUGGAACCGAUUGGGAGGUUCAACCAAAGCCCUGAUGAACCGUUAAUGACCCCGCUGAGCUGUCUCUGUAGGAGCCACGCAAGUACCUGCCUAGAUCCUCCCUAAACCCAUCCAGUCCUUGUUCUAAUUCCCCCAGUCUGUCUUUGCACGUGCCGAGGGAACAACAUCUGUCUCCUGCUGCGUAAAGACGUGUCUAUGGUACAAAGCUACUUAGACCAGCACCGCCAUCCCCAGCCAGGAAGGGGAAUAACUAUACUGGGAUAAGCCCCGUCCUACCGGGAUAACGGCCCCCACGGCUGUACUGGUGUAGGCAGAUCAGCCCCGUCCUACCGGGAUAAUGGCCCCCACGGCUGUACUGGUGUAGGCAGAUCAGCCCCGUCCUACCGGGAUAACGGCCCGCACGGCUGUACUGGUGUAGGCAGAUCAGCCCCGUCCUACUGGGAUAACGGCCCCCACGGCUGUACUGGUGUAGGCAGAUCAGCCCCGUCCUACCGGGAUAACGGCCCCCACGGCUGUACUGGUGUAGGCAGAUCAGCCCCGUCCUACCGGGAUAAUGGCCCCCACGGCUGUACUGGUGUAGGCAGAUCAGCCCUGUCCUACUAGUAUAACUAGAUCAGUAGAAAAUCACACGUCUAGUUGACAGUUAUUCUGGGGGGAAAAUCUCUGGGUGGCUCAGAUGUAAAUCGGGAGCCCGAAAACCCCCACAGCUGUAAUCUGUGUUUCCCACUGGGAUAAACAGGUGCUCACGGUCUGGGUCCGACCCCCUGGAAUUCUAUGCUCCACUGGCACCAGCCAUCCGGGGGGGGAAUUUAUAACGAAUCGUCAUUUAUUUUUUGUGCCAUUUUUGUACAGAUAUUUGCCUGAUGAUAGAAAACAAAAUAAAUAAAAAGCCCAAACUAACAAGGUCAAAGCUCUCUAACCAGCGCUUCCUUCUGCCCAGAAACCGCCCCCUAAGCUUGUUAACCCUUCCAGGCACCCGGAUCUAGGCUCUAUUUAUUGAUUAGCUGGAUGUGACGUGAUUAGACGUUAAAUAAAACACGGCCCUGGUAUGAUAACCAUAAGGCCCCUUCGCAGAGCUCUGGCAGGCAAAGGAACCACGUGCAUGGCGUUGACAUGAGGGCUGGGUGGGAAGGAUCCAGGGGCCUCGCGAGGCAGCCAGCCGCCCGCGCUGACGCAGAACCAGGUAACCCCAGACCAUCCCCGUCAGGCGUUUCUCGAACCCGGUCUUAAACCCCUCCACUGACGGGAUCCCACAACCUCCCUGGGACUCCCCGGAGAGUUAGGAAGUUUCUCCUAAUACCUGACCACAAUCUCCCCUGCCCAGGACAUGUGUGAAGACUGUUCUCAGGUUCGCCCUCAGCCUCCUCGUCUCUAGACUAAACAGGCCUAGUUCUUUUCAUCUUUCCUCAAUGGUCAAGUUUUCUAACCCUCUGACCCUUUCUGCUGCUCUCCCCAGGAGCGGCGGAAGCUGUCUAAAAGUGGGGGGGCCACCAGUGCCUGAACCAUGCCCCCCCCCCUUUCUGAGGUCCUGCCCCUUCUCUCCUUCUCCCCGCCCCCACCUCCACCCCAUCCCUUCCCCCAAGGCCCUGCUCCCACACCACCUCUUCCACUCAAGACCCCACCUCUCGCUCGCGCCUCUCUCCCCUCCCCCCCACCCGGCGCUGACCCUUAUGUCCGGUAGAAAGCGCUGGGGCCAUGGCCGUUGCGGCACUCCUGGCUCUGCCCUGGACUCUCCCUUCGGGCCACCGAACGGGCAGCGCCCCAACCCGGACACGGGUCUCCAGCUUCGGCCUCCCCAGAGCAGGCCAAUUCCCGCCCGUGUCGCACGUCCGACACUCCUGUUUCCACAGCCCAGAACGACGUCAACUCGCAAAUAAAAAAGCUCAAUGGAAAGUUUCCAUUGACCCAAAAAAGAAAUUUUUUCGCUGCAAAUUUUCAUUUUGCAGGAAUUUUUGCCAUUUUGUUCCAAUUUGGAGCCUUCUUUGGUUUGAAAACACAGAAUUCCCCCCUCCCCCCCGCCCCACCAACCAACAUUUAAAUUCAACCAGCUUUCGUUUCCAUCUCCCGAUAUUUGGCUUUGUGUUCCCAGAGCUUUGUAAAAGAGCCGCAGCCUAACCCAGGACGCCGCCUCCGUCGAUUUACACUAAGUCGUGUGGACAAUUCCCGUUCUUGGCUUCUAUGUAAAUAGGGAAGAAUGUAAAAAAUAAUUGAAGCCAGGAUUAGCGCAGUAACUUUUUAGUCGCGUGUGUGCGCGUGUGUACGUGUGUUACAGGACAAAAUUGUGCCACUGGCUUAGCCAGCCCUGCUCCCUGGUAGAAUUAGGCUCGCGGACAUAUCAGGAGAGCUGGAUUAAUUCCAAGACUAUGUCGGUUUCGUUGUAUAUCGUUGUUCCGUGAGGUGCCAACUGUUUAAUGACUUUAACCCAGCAGACUUUGUAUUCCCAAGGAAAUAAAAUGUAUUUUACAAAUCCA